AUGUCAAUUCUUGAUCGUUUACUAUCGACGAAUCAUCAAUUACAUGUUGAUGAAGAAAAACAUAUACAAGUAAAUAAAAUAUUAACAGCUCUAAUUGAAGAUGGUAUCGAUAAACUACAUAUAGUAGCUGACUAUGAUUAUACACUGUCGAGAUAUGAAAAAAACGGUCAAAUAUUACCAACGACAUUUGGAGUUAUUGAAUCAUGUGAUAAAGUUAGAUUACCCGACAAUACGUUACUUCGAAUUAAAGCUGACGAAUUACGUCUACAUUAUCAUCCAUUUGAAAUGGAUGUACAUAUGUCAGUAGAACAAAAAAUUCCAUUAAUGAUCGAAUGGUGGCGAGCUGCUCAAGAUUUGUUAAUCUCAUGUAAUAUAACUAAAUCCAUGUUAUUUGAUAUAGUUAAAGAAUCUCAAAUGGAAUUUAAAGAUGGUGUUAAUGAAUUUAUCGCUCGUUCAUUAAAAGAUAAAAUACCAAUAUUAAUAUUUUCAGCUGGUCUCGGAGAUAUUAUUGAAAUAUUUUUAGAAAUUAAUGUUCCAGCAUUUCGUCUACAAGAACAUACACCAACCGAAUCCACUCAUAUUGUAUCAAAUUUUAUGGAUUAUGAUUCAAAAAGUUUCCAUUUUACAGGAUUUAAAGAUAAAUUGAUUCAUGCUUUCAAUAAAAAUGAAUAUGAAAUUUAUGAUACACCUUAUUAUAACCAAAUUAAACAACGUCCAAAUGUUAUUUUAUUAGGUGAUACUCUGGGAGAUGUAGGAAUGAUUGCUGGCAUGAAAAAUUUACAAAAUAUUUUGAAAAUUGGUUUUCUAAACAAUUAUAAUGAAACAAAGUUAAAAGUCUAUAAAUCUGUCUAUGAUUUGGUCAUAUGUAAUGAUCAAACAUUUACAAUACCAAAUCAGAUAUUGGAUGAAAUACAAAAAUAG
Molecule: messenger RNA, 921 nt
Organism: Didymodactylos carnosus
Lineage: Eukaryota; Metazoa; Rotifera; Eurotatoria; Philodinida; Philodinidae
Source: the annotation of a GenBank genome assembly